UAGUCGGAAACUGACAAUUGGGAACUUGUUAGGUUUUAAGAGGAAAAUAAGAAUAGGUUGAUAGCUAUGGUGCUUGAAGUAUGAUACAUUAUUUGCACAUUAUUAAAUAGUAUCAUUAAGUACAUGUAAAAGGGAUUACAAGACCAAUUGUGUGUUAUUUACAAUUUAAAGGGAAUAUAUUUUGAACAGAACGUGAAUAAUCUAUUUCCACAGUUAAUAUAUUCCUGAAAACGUGAAAAUCAGUUUUAAAUAGGGUGUUUGUGAAUAUAAAUAUGUUUGGUAACAGGCUUUCUUGACAUAAUUAAUUUGCCUAACAAUGGUGGUCUGGUCCUGUGAUUGUCAGGGGCCCUGUUGGAAGGAAUAACAAUGUAUUUUCUCGGAAAUUACCCAGAAAUUACCCAGAAAACAUUCUUGGGAACUGAUUCGGAACCAGGCUGGCAUGUGUGAAGGGCUUAUCUUGAUUGUUUUGUAGAGCUGUUCUUCACUUACUGACUUGGUUGAAGCGAUUCAGUUAAACCGGUUUCAAAAGGGCAAACAUGGAAAAAAUUGUUGCUGAAAUUGCAGAGAGAGGUUUAUCAGAUAGUGAUACGUUUUUGGCAUAAGGAGUUGCUCCAUGCAGGAGUUGCCUGGUAGAAGGACUACUGAGCUGUAUUUGAAUGUGUGAUAUUUUCUUCUAUGCUAAAAAGGUGACAGAACAUUUAGGUAGACCAGCUGGAUAUUCUCACAACGGCUUCUGAAUGUCGGAAACAAGUGCUUGGACCAGGUUCAUCCAUGGGGAAGAAAUGAAUGGCUUGGUAGACAUGUGAUCAUGUUUUCUGGGAAAAACUCUUAAACAAGAGGAGGAACUGAUGAGAGAUAUCUGGCUGAUGAAUCAGGGGUACAAAACAGACCUGAUGCUUUUAAAUUGGACAUUAAUUGGUUUGGAGCUUUCCAAUUAAACUGAAAUUGAGCAUUGCAGAUGUCUUAACAUGGGGUUCACUGUUGUAAUUGUUGUGUUUUCUUAGUAGGAUUGACUGUUGAUGGAUUGGAAAUUUAUUUGAUAGACUGAAAAUGGUCUGCUUUAUGUAAGGAAGAGAUCUAUUUUUUUUAGUGACAUGAUUUUUUUGGUGUGCUCAGUAAUUUUAGUGACAAAGUUAGUCUGAUCCAGUAACAACUGGGGAGGAAUUAUUUAAAAAAACAAAACAUUGUACUGUUUUUUGGAGAGUAGAAUUUCGUCCCGAUUUUCUGCAAUUUUAUUAGUAGACUAUUGUAUUUUGUGACACAAUAAAUCAGAACAUAAUUCCAGUAAUUUCACACAACAGCAGAUGUUUCAUAUGACAAAUAUUUUUUGUGAACAUUGAAACAGUUCUCAUUUAUCGAAGGGAAUAGCUGAAUAUCCACUGCAUAGUAUUAUGAAUAGAGCUGUUUUGUCAGAAAUCUGAGCUUUACGUGUUUUUUAUGACUAUUUGACAUGAGUUUCGCUAGAACUCAGUUGAAGCCUUUUAUGUAAUAGGAGAAAUCUCGGACCAUGGCAGAAGGCUCUGAUGACAUUUUCAGAUCAAUAUUGUGAAUGAAAGAUUUUGAGUGAUAUGGAACUUAUCUUUUAUGCAUUGGUGUAGGAAUCAUUUUUUUACCUUACCGCAUCCUGUUUGGUGGAAAUCUGUGAAAAAUUGACCUGCUGAUCUCUCUGUAUUAACUCGGAACUUCAAAGAUGCAUUUGUGUAUGAAAUAGAUAAGUUUUCAUUGAUUUUGGCUUUGAAUGCUUAGAAAUUGGAAUGCCCUUCACCAUAACUUUGAUUGUUAUGGAUUUACCAUUUAUUUAAGGAGUUAAAGAAUUUUUUGAAAGGAUAUUUAUUGGAUUCAUUUACAGAAAUUGUUUAUUCUGCAAACAGAGUACUUGCUUUGAAGGAGUGACUUAUGCAUUUAAUUUGAGAGAAAAAAUAGCCACAGACAACACAAGCUUUUAGGAAGGAUUUUCCUAACGUUUUAGGUUCAGUGUGGACAUCAUGAUAUACAUGUAACAUACUUCAUGGCAAUAAUUACAUAGAAGGUGGACAUUUUGGAGAAACACAACCAUUGGUGGAUUUUUAAUGUGGUUGAAUUAACAUUUGUUUUACGCAAAGAAGAUAUCCAAACAACCUUCAAGUGCUUUUAAAUUUCGACAAUCGAAGCUGCGGCCCUAUUGUGUGGUGGUCAGUUAUUGUUUGAAUUGCGGUAAAGGUUAAUGCUUUUGAAGGAAUUUUUGUUUAAAUUUAUCUAUUUAAUUUUAAGUUUUUUUUUAAAGCUCUCUCACUAUUGACCUUAUAAACAGUUAACGGAUUAUGCUGGAGUAACACAGAGCAAUAACGAGACAGGAGAAUGAUCUACCAGAGAAUCAGACAAACAUACGAGAAAUAAAACGGUUAAAUUUAAACGUACAUUGUAUGUAUUGUGAUCAAUCUAAAUAAUGGAUUACCCCGAUGUAGAUUAUGACGAAAAUUUGGAUUAUGUGGCAUCAGUUUUCGGAAAAGGAACAGAAAAUAAUAACGCGGGCCAUGUCAGACUCGAUGUUCCAAUGCAGAAUGAGACGCGUUUCCGUAACGACAAUCUGCGUCUGCGCUGUGAAAUCACAGGAUAUCCAAUACCCAAGUAUCAGUGGUUCAAAGAUGAUGUCAUCCUUAAAACCAAGGAUCGGGUCAGCAUCAAGAUCACACCGUGGGGAUCGAGGUUGCGCAUUCGUAGCUUGACCCCGGAUGACAGCGGCAUGUAUGGUUGCCGAGGAUGGAACAGCUUCGGUUCAGUGAAUACAACGGGAUAUGUACAAGUCAAGUCAGAAGUUGCCCCUAACAAAGAUUCUGACUAUGACGAUGUCAAUAUGCCGAUAUUUGAUGGGGAUGAUGCAGGUGGAAUAACCGGCGGGGACGCCAGCUUUAAGGGCGGCUGGGAUCCCGAUCAAUGGAAGGAUGGCGGAGACAUUGAUGGAUCUCCCUCCUCUGAGCAGCAGACCCAGCAGCCAUUCUGCCAGCAGCACCGUGCCAAUGUGUGUGCCACCUACGUUGGCAACAAGUCCAUAUAUGUAACUUCUCGAUAUGCACAAGGACUGCGAGAGGACAAGGUCAUGGCUGCCCUUAGUGUAAUUGGGCACUCCAACGACCUGUCCACCCAAUGUGGGAGGUAUGCAAUCUCUCUAAUAUGCCACUUCUCAUUCCCACACUGUGAGGCUCAGGGCGCCCGCGAGCCUGUGCCGUGGAUGAUCUGUAAGGACGAGUGCGAAAUGCUGGAGAACCAGAUAUGUCGGGAGGAGUACGUCACCGCCAAACACCACCAGCUCAUUGACAAUAGUGUAUUACCUAGCUGCAAGGACCUACCCGACUAUGGAACUCCAUGUGUCCGUCUGGGUGUUCCCAUCAAGGGAUAUGAUGACAAGUGUUACAAGAAUAAUGGAGCCAACUAUCGUGGGAUGGCAGCACGCACAAAGAGUGGGAAGACCUGUCAAAAUUGGAACUAUAACUCUGAGUUUCCCAUAAACAAACCAGCCUUCAGCGACUUACUCGGUGACCACAACUUGUGUAGGAACCCCAACGGUACGAUGACUGGCCCCUGGUGCUACACCGACCCUUACUUCCGCUACAAGGAGCUCUGUGACGUCCCAGUCUGUGCAUCUGGAGUUCCCAGUGAAUCCAGUAACCUGGUUGUGAUUAUCGUUCCCGGCAUUAUUGUCCCUCUCGUUCUCAUCAUACUGCUAGCCCUUGUCUGCUUCUGCCAGCGAUCCAAACGGAACAACUCUGCCAAAACAAAGACCAUCAACAACAAGGCUCAGAACAUGGAGUUGUGUCCCUUGACUGCUAAGGCGCCUACACAACGAGUGCGGGAAUUCCCGUUAUCUUCUGUGCGAUUUUUGCAAGAACUUGGUGAAGGUGCUUUUGGAAAAGUGUACAAAGGUGAAGUCAUGGGGUUGUUUGGUGAAAAUACUGUUUCUAAAGUUGCCAUAAAAACUCUGAAAGAGAAUGCAGCACCUAAAACUCAGAAUGACUUUAGGCGUGAAGUUGAUAUGAUGUCGGAAAUGCGACAUCCGAACAUUGUGUGUUUGCUCGGGGUUGUGAUGAAACAAGAGCCAAUGUGUAUGCUGUUUGAGUUUAUGUCUGGUGGAGAUCUUCAUGAGUAUCUCAUACAGCAUUCUCCUCAUUCUGAUAUGUCUGUCGUGUCAGAUGAGGAGAGCUUACAGAGGCCGAUUCUCGAUUAUGGAGACAUGCUGCAUAUAUCGACCCAGAUUGCAUCUGGAAUGGAGUACUUGGCCAGUCAUCAUUUCGUCCAUCGGGACUUGGCUGCCAGGAAUAUUCUCGUGGGAGACAACCUUACUGUGAAGAUAUCAGACUUUGGGUUAUCUCGAGAUGUGUACUCCUCCGAUUACUAUAGAGUUCAGAGCAAAUCUCUACUGCCGGUGAGGUGGAUGCCACCAGAGGCCAUCAUGUAUGGCAAGUUCACUACAGAGAGCGACAUCUGGGCUUUUGGUGUUGUUUUGUGGGAAACCUUCAGCUAUGGCCUACAGCCAUACUAUGGUUUCUCCAAUCAAGAGGUGAUUGAGAUGAUUCGAUCUCGUCAAAUAUUGCCGAGUCCGGAGGACUGCCCGGCUAGAAUGUACGGACUGAUGGUGGAGUGUUGGCAUGAAAUGCCCACCCGCCGACCUAAUUUCCGGGAAGUUCAUGCGCGCUUACGUGCUUGGAAGAGUGAACUGCUUAUGCAGAAUCCUCACUGGAGCUUGUCCCAAAGUCAUUCAGCUCACUCCAGCUCCCACCAAAGCUCACUUCAGAGUGGACCUAGUCAACAAGGGAGCACCGGACCCAGUAACACCACUGCCAUGACCGGGCUCACAGGGAGCAGUAACAACUCUGACCCAGACGGUCGAUUCGGCCCCCUGCCAGCGGCACCGCCCCCUCUCAUCACCAUGCCAACCACCCAGAGUGGUUACCCCCCUAACCCUGGGCAACAACCUGUCACCGUGACAUUUCAAGGAAUGCCCACACAGAAACAGAUCUAUAGUGCUUUAAACUCUAUUCAGCAACAGAACAAUAAGAAUGUCAUUAUGCAGCAACAGCCGCAGAAUACGAAUGGACCUACAAAGAUUUCACCCCCAGAGUCCGUAGCUAGUGGAUCUAGCUCCGGUUCAUCUACAAAUAAGUCAAAAAUCGCAAAUUCUACAAACAGUGCCACAGACUCAAGCAAAUCACCACCGCCAUAUGCGGAAUGUAACCGUUUCAAUAAUUUUCUUUCGCAGAAUGCUUACAUUCCGGAACAAAGAACUGCAGAAAUUUGAGAUUAUUGCGGAUAGUGUGAAUCUGUGUUAGCUCUUGAUGAGAAAAUGUUUUAUGUAAUGAAAGGCUUAAAUUUCUAUACCAGUUAUGUGUACCUUAAGUCCUGUUUUAUUUUCUGGUACAAUUGUUAGAAACAGAGUAAUACUAUUUGUAUACAAAGUUGAUUAGCCUGUAAAUAAAUUAAACGAAAAUCCAUGGUUUUUAUAUUCUACGGCUCUGUAAAAUUUGGAAAUAUAUAGUUCUUUAAACAUUGUUUUCUAAAUAACACAAUGCUAUUUUAAACUUUUUUUCAUUAAAUUUACUUUAAACUUGUUUGUAUAGAAUUAUAUUGUGACUAUCAGCUAUCACUGUUUUUUUUGCUUAAGUUGUUAGUUGAUACCUUUCGGUUUUGUUGUGACUUGGACUUGGCUAUUUGCUUUCCAUGCUGUGAUGUUUCAGAUGUCUUAAUCAUUAUGUAUUUACUCUGAUUUCUGCUUUGCAAAAGCAUUUGUUCCUGGUGUGUUUGUGUAUUUUACUUUUUUUUAAUGUACUUAAGGGCUGAAUGAUAAACUGUAUUAAGUGUAAUGAUUUCAUUAAACAUGUUCAUACAGUUUAGCAUUUUUCCUGGAAAAUUGACUUUUUAUCAAAUAGCUGGAGCCUUUUAAAGAAAGUAUAAAAUAAAAAAAAUUAAAGAAAUAUCUGUAUUACUGAAUAUAUUAAUGAAAAACACUGUUAGUGAACUACAAUUUCUACAUGUUUUUACUGACAACUGUUUUGGAGCAAAAUUGAACUAAAAAAAAAAAUGUGAAUUGUUUUUUUAAGCCAAUUUCUGUUACUGAAAUUGGUCCAGCAAGAUCAAAAUUGGUCGAGAUCGGUAAAUUAAGGUUUUGAGAAGCCCUGCUCUAAACAUAAUUUUAUAAAGGUUUUUAAGUGAAAUUAUACCUUUUACAAAGUUUAAUGACUAUAGUUUUCAUGCCUUUCAUGUUAUUGACUUUUAAAUUAUUUUGUUAUUUUUCUUGAUGACUACCGUGUGAUGAAUUUGGGUGAAAAGACGUUUUUAUUUCUUAUGUUUAAUAUAAGACAUUAAUGAUAAUGAAGCAUAAUUGUUAUUGUUUAUCGUAAAGUGCUUAAAGUUAUGAUUUAAUAUUUUAAAUAUAUUUGAUUUCAAAGGGCUAUUAGAUAGUAUUCCUGUAAAAUAAAGUUGUACAAAUGAUUGAAAUAUAAUUUUGACUGUCAAAAUAACUAACUUUGUUAAAAUGUUAAGAUAAGCCUCGCCAUUUUAUAAUUCUGAUAUUUAGAUGUACCUCAUGGAUCUGAUUUAAAUUUGCCAAUUUUACAAUAGGCAAAAAAGUUAGAAAAUGGUAAUGCUGCCUUUAAAAAUUAAUCUGAACAAUGAUUGAUAUGUCCAUGUAAAGAAGCAGAAAUGAUGAACAAACCACAUCACUCAUAAAGCAUCGUAUAUAUCAUGAAAUGUUCUUUUUUUUAUGAUUAUAAUUUACAUGUAUUACGGUACCAUGUAUAUUGUAAUGUUGAACCAAAGUUUUUUUUCCUGGUGCAAUAUAGUAAUUUUAUAUUAUAUAAUUAUGUACAUAUAAUUGUGUAUGUUUAGUUAAUGUUUUAUGUUAGUGAUCAGCAUAUAGAAAAUUGCAUUAUAUAAGUUAAUAGACAUGUAUUAUCAUCAUUCAGGCAAGCAUGUAAAAGUUUACAUUCUAUAAGUUUAGACAUGUAUUAUCAUUCAGGCAGGCAUGUAAAAGUUAACAUUUUAUCAUAUGGUCAUAUAUUCUUUAAAUAUAUAUUAUUGAAAUGAAUAUUUUGUGGCUCAUAACUCUCUGUGAAACAAUGUAACAGUUUUGACAUAUACUACUGCAGUAGAUGGCAAGAUUGAAAGAUAUACUAUAUAAGCCGCAUCUCGCGAUUUUGGGCCUUUAGACAUGAUUACUACAAAUGAAAUAAUCAUUAAUAGAAUAAGCUAAAAAUAGUAAAUUUUUCUUUAUUACUUCCUCACUUUUUCCUUUAAAAGCGUUGUCAUUGGUGCAUUAUUUUCUUCAUGAUUAAGGACAAUCACUUUACUGGUACUCAAACAUCCAAAUUAUUUAAGAAUACUAACUUUAAACUUUUCUUAAGCUAUUUUCCAUAAAGGUUUUGGGUUAGGAUAAAAACUAAAAUUAAAAGCUAAAGGUAAAAAAGUGCGUCCUAUGCAUAGUAUAAUACGGUAGUUGGAAUUUUGUUAAUUAUGCGUGCCAUUUCAAUAAUAAAGUUUUGUUGAUAUGACACCAUGUGUUUGAAGUCAUUUGUGUAAUGUUCAUGUGUGUGACGUCAAAUAUAGUGUUCAAAAUACACAAUGUAAACACAUACUUAACGCAGCUUUAGAGAUAUCAUCAUUACAUUUUCAAUAUCGCUUUCUGAACUGUCAUUUAAUUGAAAUAUCUAAUGAAACAUUAAAAUCAAACGACAUCUAAAGGCCCAAAACUGUGUGUUGCAGCUCAUAAACUGAUUCAGCAUUUUGCUCCUAUGGAGAUAAGAGCCUUAUUAUUCGUGAAUUUUGAAAGUAUUUGAUGGGUAAAUUCUUAAAAAUGGCAUUUUUAUUUAACAUUUUUUAGUUCAAGAAGCAGUAAGGACGUUUUUAGUUACCGGUAAGAGUGUUUGGAAGGCUUAACGACUCAAUUUUGAUGUUAUAAAUUUUCAGUUAUUUAACAAAAAAUCAAAAUUAUAUUCAAACUAGAAGGGAAGGGAAAUAAAAAAGAUAUAUUAUAUUUUUUCAAGAAACGAAGGCAUUGAGCCUCUAACGCAGUUAUACACAUCAGUAUUUGCAUAAAAAUGUUCGCAUAAGUCACACUUCAUUGUUCUUUGGAUAUAGCCUUUAUUUUGUAUUAACCACGCUUUUUGCAAAGCUAUGUUUUCAGCAUCAUUUCUAUUCAUUUUAAUUUUAAGAAAAAAAAUGGUGCUAAAUAACAUUACAAUUAUAAUACAGCCAUAAUUACUUUUGAUGGAAAUUACUGCAAAUGUACAUACGCAACGCAAGAUUGUCUUGUUAUUCAUAUUGAGAUAUAUGACGCAGUCUUGCUUCUAAUGUGUAUCCUGCUUGUUGAACACACUCUAGACCAGUUUUAAGUAUUGUAUUUUGUAAGUGUCAGUUACUUUUUCGAAGUCAGCACUAUCAUUCUUUGUGUUUUGCAUGUAUAUAAAUGCCUAUGGAUAAACACAUUUCACUUCUAUUAAAAUGUUUCUAAUUCGA
Messenger RNA from Mya arenaria, 8484 nucleotides. Its product is annotated as inactive tyrosine-protein kinase transmembrane receptor ROR1-like. Gene Ontology annotation, cellular component: signaling receptor complex; membrane. The transcript is spliced from 11 exons. Gene Ontology annotation, biological process: protein phosphorylation; cell surface receptor protein tyrosine kinase signaling pathway; multicellular organism development. Lineage: Eukaryota; Metazoa; Mollusca; Bivalvia; Myida; Myidae. The record is from RefSeq and is a predicted model, not a curated record. Gene Ontology annotation, molecular function: ATP binding; protein binding; transmembrane receptor protein tyrosine kinase activity. The coding region runs from base 2426 to 5272 and encodes 948 amino acids.